AUGACACCCUUUAAGCCAAGUACAGAAUCUUCUCAUUCUGCUACACUCAUUGAUAAUAAAUUAUAUAUUUUGGGCGGAGUGGAUUUAAACAGUAAAAUGCUAAAUGAAUUUUUUUAUCUUGAUGUUUCUGUACCAUUUAAUACUCAAGAAUUAUCAUGGCAAGACUUAUCAAAUAUUAAUAUGGUUCCAAUACAUCAUUCUGCAGCAUCAGUUAAAGGUGGUCCGAAUAAUGAUACUCUAUUUUUAUACGGAGGUGGCACAACUGGUCCAAUACGUCAAAUAAUGGCAUCGGUUUAUACAUUUGAUUCACAAAGUAUUGUAUGGAGUAUUCCAAAAAUAGCUGAAGUUAAUACAAUUAGAAAAUGGGGUUUAACGGGCGUUAUUGAUUAUAAUGGAAAAGUUUACUUAUGGGGCGGAAAAAUGACCAAUGAAGUGUUUUCAAAUGAUAUGCUUAUUUUAGAUACAAUAAAUCCUAGUUGGAAUAAAGGAAGUAUAGUUAAUGCACCAAUUCCGAGAGCUUAUUAUGGUGCCACUUUAUUACCCAACAAUAGGAUUAUUUAUAUAGGUGGUUAUAAUGAUAAUACUGUUUCAUUCUACCCCAAAACUGCCUAUAUUGCUAAAGGUACUGCUUUAACAUUAAGUGAGGUCUAUAUAUAUGAUACAAUUAAUGACAAUUGGAACACUAAAACAACAUCAGGAAAAAUUCCUUCUAAUAGAGCUGGUCAUUCCACCAUUCUUGGUUUAGAUGGUCAAAGAAUCAUAAUGUUUGGAGGAUUUUAUAGUUAUCCUGGAUAUUUAGAUACCACACUUUACGUAUUAGAUUUAAAUAAUUAUAAUUGGUAUAUUCCAAAAAUUUCUGGAAAAAUCCCAAAGCCUAGGCUUUAUCAUAAAGCAAAUGUAAUUGGAAAAUAUAUGGUUAUAUCAUUUGGUCAGGGUUAUGAUAAAACAGUUGAAAGUGAUAUAUUAUUGCUUGAUAUUAGUAAUAAUGAUGAAUAUAUAUGGACGACAACAUUUGAUCCAAAAGUGCCAUCCCCACCGCCAUCACCAUCACCAUCACCAUCACCAUCACCAUCAACAUCACCAUCAACAUCAUCAUCAUCACUACCUUCGUUAUCACCUUCGCCUUCACCUUCAUCUCUAUCAUCACCAACUAAUGAUUCAGGCAAAAUAGCUGGUGCAGUUGUGGGAACUUUAUUAAGCGGUAUUUUAUUAUUAGUCGGAAGUUUCUUGAUAUAUAAAUGGAAUAAAAAUAAACAAAAACAAAAAACUAUUUAUGAAAAUGAAAAUGAUAAUGAUCAUAGUCAAGAAGAAAAGGAACUUCCCGCCAUAAGAGAUAUUCAUAAUUAUGAACAAGAGAUCAAUAAUAAUGAGCAAGAAAUUAUUCAAAUUAAUCAAAUACCUAGAAAUGAAAAUACGUCUAACAAUGAACCAAUAAUAAUUCCACCUCCAAUAAUUAAUAAAAAUAAUUAUCAUAAGCAAGAAAUUAUUCUAUCACCCGAAAAUGGAAAUACAACCAAUCAUGAACCAAUAAUAAUUCCAGUCAAUGAUUACUAUCAUGGGCAAGAAAUUGUGCGAACGUUCCAAAAUGAAAAUACGACUAGUAAUCACGAACCAAUAAUUCCAGAACCGGCAGUAGUUAAUACUAAUAAUUAUAAUUAUGGGCAAGAAGUUAUUUCAACACCUAAUAAUAAUAAUAGGAUAUCAACCCAAUUUUUAAAAGAUGAAAUUAUUCAAGCUAUUAAACAAGAAAUUGGUCAAAAUUUGAAAAAUGAAAUACUUCAAGCUGUUAGAGAGGAGAAUUUAAAUAAUUUUAAUGCUACAAAAAAUAAAUAA
Molecule: messenger RNA, 1833 nt
Organism: Rhizophagus irregularis DAOM 181602=DAOM 197198
Lineage: Eukaryota; Fungi; Glomeromycota; Glomeromycetes; Glomerales; Glomeraceae
Molecular function (GO): protein binding
Source: RefSeq, a predicted model, not a curated record